Salvelinus fontinalis (brook trout) is the source of this 2419-nucleotide messenger RNA. RefSeq names its product transmembrane protein 60-like. The coding region runs from base 472 to 876 and encodes 134 amino acids. NCBI's taxonomy places the organism in Eukaryota, Metazoa, Chordata, Actinopteri, Salmoniformes, Salmonidae. The transcript is spliced from 2 exons. The record is from RefSeq and is a predicted model, not a curated record.
CAUUUCCUUCCAUUUUUGAAGACAUUUAUUUUCAAUGUUAGAGUGGCCAAUGGAGGGUCUGGACAAUAUAAUGGCUUAUCUGUGAUAUAAUAGACGAUAUUUAAUUUAAUUUAUUGACUGAACUAAACAAAGUAUGGACAGCGUUUGUGUACUUUACGGUUUCACGUUUUUAUUUUCCUUCAAUCAGAGGGGUGUUUUGUAUGAUUGACAGACAAUAUUUCAUCGUAGUGGUUUAUAGGAGGGUCCAAUUUAUUUUCCACUAACUACUCCCGGAAGAUAAACCUAAACAUUAGAAAAUGCGGUAGCCAUGUCGUAACCAACUUCCAAUGAAAACACAGUAUUAUUCAUGAUAUGGAUUUUACAGAUACAUUUUUUGGGUGACAAAUCCUCUGAUCCAGGCUCAUCUCACGCUUGACCAGAACCUGCCAGUGUCACAGUUAACGUUCCCCCUCCAGGCCACCCCUCACUUAAAUGAGAAUGUCUCUGGCCCAGAGAGUCCUCCUGUCAUGGACCUUCACCAUCAUAUUCCUCAUCAUGCUGGUCCUCAAACUGGACUCCAAGAUCCACUGGAACUGGUUCCUCAUCUUCCUCCCUGUAUGGACAUUUGACACCAUUCUCAUCCUUAUGCUGGUGGUGAAGAUGGCGGGUCGGUGCAAGCCCGGCUAUGACCCACGGGACGACCAGCAGAACCUGCGGCAGAGGGUUUUGUACCUGGUGGCAAUGCUGCUGAAACUGGGCUUCUGUCUGACGCUGUGCGCCCGGUUGGAGAGGCUGACGGACAUCUGGCUCAGUGUGGUGUGUGUCCCCCUCUGGGCCAUGCUGGUCGGGGCCAUGGUGGAGCUUGGCUACAAUGUCUUUCACUACCGGAGAGACUGAGAGGAUGGAGAGGGAGAAAGAUGGAGAUGGAUUUUAUUUACUCAGUCUAAAGACUGCAAGUGAGUCUGUAAGGGAGGUGAAUGGGAGAUUAUUGUAAUCCACUGCAGGAGAAACUGAACUGAAAAGGACUGUGAUGAAGAUAACAAAUGGAUUGGUUUAUUUUACUACAGCAGAGAUGGAAAGAAGGGGGGGGGGGAGAGAUUGCUCCCACUAGUACAGGAUGUAAAGACUACUACAAGAGAGACCGAGUGGAAGGAGAGAGUAGUGAAAUGGCACUAAUGACAAUGUAUUUGAGUUUAUAAUUCUCCCAAAUGUAAUCUUUAUUUCGCCAUAGUGAUGCAUCAAGCAAUGUUGCAGCCAUGAUGGUCUCUGCCAGGGGAACUGAAGUCAAGACUGGAACUAUUCCACGGUAACCGAGUGAUGCUGAGACUCAGAUCUUCGACUUUAAAAUGUAUGUCAAACAGAAAACAAUGAUUGCAUGCACAAGGACUACUUUUAAUAUUUUGCACAGAAAAUGUUACUGUAGAUAAUAGGCAGAAUCUACCGCAAACCCACAGCUGAUUUGUUAUUGCUCAGCUAUAAUUAAGAUCAUUUGCAUCUGACUGGAAGUGUGCAGAAACUUUUUCCUGUUUCUUCAGAAAAUGUUACGAAAAUACAUUUACUUGAAGAAAUGCAAAGUUUGGUAACUGAAUUACAUUUUGUGCUGUUUACUGUCAUUUUGUUAACUAACUUUUCAUUGUUUUUCAAAUAUAUGUGUGGGACUCAGUGGUAAUUGACUCAUUUGAUGCUCCAGUGGAUAAUUAUUCUGCCGUGUGAUAUUCGAGACGUGUUGGUUGAGAAUUCAGAGUAUUCGUAAGCAGACUCGAACCCUUGCUUUCUAGACAAACUGACUGGUCUGUGCAUGUGCCUGUGUUAUUCUCUGAUAACUGGGACAGUUAGUUCCAAUGGGUUUAUAUGUGAACAUUGGUAUUGAUUAUGUUUCUUUGAAGUGUGAUAGGGAUAUGUUUUCCCCUGGAGACCAUGAAGAAACACACAUCAUAAAAUGUCUUCGCUUUGCUGAAGUUUUCUAAUAUCUGCCUGGGUUGGAUUGAUGAAAGCAGAAUGACUGAUUAUACAACAGGAUGUCCCUGCUUUCAUUUAUCCAAUCACAUGCAGAUCAGUGACUACCUCAAAGAAAGGAGAAGGUGUACAUUUUCUAUGGUUUGGAACAUGGCUCUGAUAUGAAGUGAAUUACAUAACUGGUAACCUGACCCAAUCCAGAGAGUAUGGAGGGAGGAAUUGCCUGGCCUCCGUUGUGUUGUGUAAGAGGUUACUGGUGACUCAGGGACAGGACUUGUACUGUUACUGGGUGUACUGUUACUGGAUCGUUCCACAAAAUGAGUGCCUUUUGCGUUCCUUUGAUAUUUUAAGUAGACAUUUUAAAAGCCUGAAAUGUUAAAAGCCUGUUAUAUUCAAUGAAGUUCCCUUUAAUAUAGACCACAUGGAGAAUUCAAUAAAUCAGAUUUUUUAUUUGAAUAAAGAGUUGCUAAAGUGCCAAAAUUCA